UGCAGGCCAGGCUGUUGUCAGCUCUUGGAGGCACCUUACCAGCCUUUGGGGGUGCUUUGUGCUCCUGCUGGGAUCACAGCAGAAAAUCUGGUGAUUCCUAUGGUCUGGAGGGUGUCUCAGCCUUUAUAUGUGCACAUGUCAGGGCAGUGUGGGGACAGCAGGCUCACCUGGUCUGGUGUACGUGCCACAGGAGAGGGCCCUUUGCCAGCACCUAGGAAGAGGUGUUUCUCUUGUCUGUGAGGCAAGUGGCAAGGAGAAGAAAGUCUCUCAGCCCUUCCCACCACUCCUCUAUUUAUCUCAGUUUUUCAGCGGGCAUCCAGAUCUGCAGAUUCACUGCUCAUAUUUAACGUUUGUUGGGGAGUCCAUGGAAUUGUGUCAGCAAAGGUUUUAUUGCUUCCCAGCAGGCUUUAAAUGUCUUGGCAUGUUCUCUGACUGUAAUCUUAGCUUCUUCAUGAUGGCACUGUAAUGCCUGCAGUGUCUACUGAGCACCUGAGUUACUUAAUGUUUGUUAUAUUUUUGAGGCUGUCUGACAUCAGCUGGUUCUUUGUUGACGUAGGUCCUCCUCCAAGCACACAGUUUUGUUCUCCAUAGGAAUCUCUGUUUUCCAUUAUUUGGAGAAGUGCUCCUUCAGCUUUUCCCUCAGUUCUUACGGUUACUGUCAGGUUGGGCUGCACAUCAGGGAGAUUUGGCUGCCUUUGGAGGUUCUUGCCUAAAUUAUGCUAAGAUUCUUCAAUCCAAAGACUAAAUGGGACACAGGGUACCACAGACAUCCCUGGCACUGUGUCUGUACUGGGCUGACCACUUAACUCAAGAUCCAUUGCUUGUUUCUGUUCCCAGCUAGUAGCAUGGUGUGUCUCAAGCCCUUCCUGGUCACCUGACUGGUUGUUGUAAUGGCUCUUCCUCUCAUACCAGGAUUUCUCAGAGGAGUAGGUUUUGGCAUGCAGUUGGUGGAAUCUGCUGGAAGGUACCACUCCUCCCAGGAUAUGUGCUCUCACAGAGCUUCAGCACUGUGGGAUCAGCCAGUCUGGUUCAUCUCCCAGCAAGGAUCUUGGGCGGCUCAAUGUACUACAGAGUUCUGCCCUUUUCCUUUCAGGGAGUCUUGCUAGUUCCCUAAGGAGCUAGGUUUUGUGGUUGGGCGCUGCUUAUUCCAGGCUAUCUCUGGGAGGUGAAGCCUCCUGGUCCUCAGGCUGGUACUGCUUCCUCCAGCAGCUGCUGUGAUGUGCAGCCUUGUAACAGAUGGAGCUUUGAUACAUUUCAUUAUUUUAAAUACUGGGGAAUUCUGUUUGCCUUCUUUCUUUGUACUGUAUUUUGGUUUGGCUUUUUUUGUUUGUUUUGGGGUUUUUUGUUGGUUUUUUUUUUUUUUUUUUUUUCUAGACUAUGAUGCCCCAGGAACCCACAUUAAACUUUUCUGGAGUGGAUUUGUGUAUUCUAAUUUAGAUGACUGAUUUACAUGGCAUGUUAGUGGUGCUGUUCUUCCCACCACACAUUUACUGUAACAGGAGAUGGCUGUGUCCUCUGUGUCCUGAUACCGUGCUGUCCUCAUCUCCUGAGAGGGCUGGGUGCUCUACUUGUGGUCAGCAGAGACCUGUUGGUGGUCUGAGGUUUUUUCCCAGAGUCUGAACUGCAGAAAAGCUGGUUUGAAGCCCCUCAUGAAGGUGCCAGAAUUGACCUAGAGAACCUGAGCCAGUCUGUAGCUUGAGAAAGGUUUGCACUCUUGGAUGACAGACAGGGGGCUUGUAGUGCUCACUGCCUGCUGGGCAGGCAGCCAGGCCUCAUGGAGUGAUUGGGGCAGUCCAGCAGUCCUCAUUAGAGGCUCCAAGGUUUGGGAAUGAACUGUAGUGUUUUGAUCUGGGUGUAAGACUAGGUGUAUUGGCAUCACCCUUUGUGUGGUGUCAGCAGAACAGGGAUCUAGAACUAAAUUCAAGCUUUGCAUAGCCCAAAAAAGUUUUAGUCUCUGAUCCAGAGUACAUCUUUUAGGAUUAAUGGAUUGGACCAGACUUCUCAAGUAGUUCUAGCUUUUAGUAAAUGCCCUUUGGGUUCUCUCAGUGCCUACUGUGAGCAAACCCUUGAUUUUAGGGAACAGUUUUAAAGUGAAAUGUACCUUCAUCCCCUUUAUGUGGCAGGUGAUUGAACCUGAUAAUUCAGUGAGCUGAGGCGAUCUCAAGAGAGGAAUGUUUUAGGACACAGCUAAGUUGUUGAGGGAGAGCUGCACUUUGAUCCUAAGAGCAAGGCUGAAUUUUAAAGAUCCCAGAAGAUGUCUGCUCACAUCCUCGUGCCAAGGCCCUGACAGCAGUGGAUGUCACUGGAGUAGGUGUCUCACAAAGAGAAGAAUUUUAAAGAUCCCAGAAGAUGAUGUCUGCUUACAUCCUUGUGCCAAGGCACUGACAGCAGUGGAUGUCACUGGAGUAGGUGUCUCACAAAGAGAAGAUUGGCCCUGCCCGCCUGGGAUUGCUGCUGCUCCCCAGGUCAGUGAGAUGGGAAGGUCACAGGAGUAUGGGAGGUCUCCAGAUUCACUGAGGCUUUGUGUCCAAUUUCCAAAAGCUGCCAGCAGUACUGCUCUGAGCUCUCCAGGUCCUGGGAGCUGGGCUCUUGGCCUUGACGUACAUAAAAGUUUUAGGGUGGCUGUACCAUGAGCUCACCUUUCCACUCACUUUCCCCAUCUCUCUCUCCCUGUGCAAUCUGACACAGCCAGUGUGUGUUUUCACUUUUUAUCACAGGUGUGAAGCCAGUCAUUGACAGAACCCUCUUUUUGGAGGAUGAGAGGAUUAUUGGGUAGGUCCUGAAGCAAAAGGUUGAGAGUAACAUCCUAGGGAAAUAAUGGGUAGAUGAAACUCUGACUCCCAUGCUGACUGGGAGCUCUGAGGUUCACCUUGGCUGAGUGAUGCCCCAGCCAGUUUGGUCAGUGCUGCUGGCCCAGCCCCAGCCUGGCUCUCUGACUCUCCCUGUGUUGCCCCUGUGCCAACAGGUAACCCCACCAGGUAACCAACCCAUCCUCACCUUUGGAGGCUGUUCUGCUUCCUGGCCUUGCCAUCUCCUGGCAGGUACAUCGCUGACAAAGCAGUGGGGGACAGGUCACAGCCUGCCUUGUUGACAGAGUUACAAAAUGGAUUCCAGGACCAAGCCCAUCCCACAAAACACCAGGAUUAAAUAUCAAAAUCCUUGGUGUUGCCUAUGUGCUUAAAAGUGCUGAGGAAAAGGGCUUUAUCAAGAGGGAGGAUCAGCUGAGGCUGGGAAUUGUCCCUCAGGCUCCUGGUGCUUCCCAGGGAGCAUCUGUGUUCCCCUGCCUUUGGCUCUGCUUGCAUGAGGCACUUCCAGCCCUAUUGCUAGACCAGAAGACUGGGGAUGGAAAGGGAGCCCAGUGAACUGGGAGAACAAGGAGGAGGGGAGGAGCAGAUUUUUUUGGAGGUUGCUCAUGGAAGCAUGCUCCAGUUAGGGCCGUGGGUGGGGAGAGUAUCCUGGGACCCCACAUUGAUCCCUGUGCUUGCUGCAGCACUGCUGAGCCAGGCCAGGGGCUGGGAAGAGUUCACUGUUCCCUACUUCUGUCAGCCAGCAGCCUGCCCUUUUUCCAUUUGUGUUUGGUGUUGGGCUGCACUGUCCAUCCUACUGAUGGGCCUGGGCUUCAGCAGCCGGACUAACUGGAAGACUGCCCUUGUAGCUAAAUUGGAAGGACCAGCAGCCAGUGCCCCAGAAGCCAGACACCCUCCUCCCUCUCAUCCCUCAGAGCCCAUUUGUGAGCCUGUAAUGUGCUGACCAUAAUAAAGGGGGACUCCCAUAAUGAGGGAAUUUCCAUCCUUACCUGUAGCCAUUUAGAGGAGGAUCCUGUGCUUGUCAGUUCUGAAAUUACUCACUCUUCUGCCUCAGGAGCUGUUGAUGGCGGCACCUGAGGAGCUCAGUAAUUCUCCAGGAGGUGAGUGAUGCAUCCCGGCCUUUGAUUUAGCCUGCUUAAACAGGCCUAGUUCUUAAAUUUAACGGGCUUUAGCAAAAAUUUACUCUGUUAAUUUAAAAUACUAAUACAAUGAAUUAUUAUGGCAAGUAAUUCCACAGAAGAGUACAGAAUGAGAAAAAAAAUUUCAGAACAUCUUAGUAAGGUACAACAUUAUCUACUCUCAUGAUUCCACAAGCUUUCAUAGCUAAACCUCAGGCUUUGUCCCAGACAAAAGUAAACAUCUUUCACAUGAUUUCAGCAUAACAGAGUGUUACUGGUUCAGUGGUAGUCUGGAAGGUUAGGAAGUGGGUUGUAUUCACUACUUGCUUUUUUUCUUCUCUCUCAAAAGUCUCAUAGUUUAAAAGCAGAAAGGUAGCUGUAAACUACCUGUAGCCUGCAAAGUACAGCUGGCAGUGAGGCAUAAUCCCCCUGCACUUACCUGAGCUUCACAGGCUCAUAACAAGUGUUGGAGCAGAAUUUAUUUAAAAGGAAAAUAAGUAGCAACUAAGUAAAUGUACGGAAGGAGUUACUUAACCAACCAACUUAACCAUUGGAUGAAAAUCAGGGUAGGGCAAGAGGAGUCAUGGGAAUGUUUAAAUCUGUCAGAAAUGUGAUGACAUUAUGAGCAAUAACUACUCCAUGUUCCAUCCCUGGGCCCCUCCUACACUCACUUAGCAGUAUUUCUACAUUUCUAAUGCAACCUGCCUGUGUGACAAAUCCACACACAUGUUGCACCCAAUUAGUGUCAAGCAUAAGAGCUGCUGUAGCUGUGUCUCACCUCUCUAAAACCCUCCUGGAAGCAAUUUUCCCAGCAUACAAAGAAUUAACCCCGAUUCUCCUAAAUCUCUCAGAGGACAGUUCCCAAAUAAGGGCCAAGUAAACACAUGUAAUACAUGAUAAAGCAUUCUAAUUCAUUAGAUAAUCUUCCCAGCAGCAGGUGCAGGGUAUUAGCUGCUUUAAGUGUUCAAUGUUAUAUGUAAUUCAAAAUGUCAGGGGAAGUGAGACAAGGCACUUGAAUAGGCAGAAAAGAAGAAUACGUGGCUUAAAAAACAUAAACCUUCUUUCCCCCUCUAAAAAGAUACAAAAAAACCCCACGGCACACAGCCAGACAAAGUGGAAAAGAAAAAUAAAUGUACACCUACUGUAGGAAGUAUAACUUUACCUGUGUCCCAGUCACUCCAGAAGCACCAGGAGAUGAAGUGAGGAGAGCAGAGGGAGGGAGUACAAUCCUUCCUGGGGUACCAACUGCAGCAGGGUCAAACCAUUAGCUGAAUUUGACAAAUGACUUACAUGACCGCAGCUUGUGCAAGCAAUAGCCACUUGUGCUAUUGGAGUGUCCCAAGAAGUCUCCUUUGACACUGGCUGUCACUCUUCACAUACAUUUUCAGGUGACCAAACAUCUGCCACCUUCUGCUGUGGUGCACUGCAGGAAUUUGCCCCCUCCUUUCCUACUUUUGUUUCCUUGUGAUGCAGGCUGGCUGGCUGGCUCAGAAAGUGUCACCUGGCAGUGAGGGAGCAGCUCCCUGAACAGCAAGCAGCCCUGGGGUGGCUCCAGAUAGCUGCUGUGCUGUAAGAUGUGUGUCAGAAGUGGCUGAGAAGGGCUGGAGGGGGGCACCAAUGACCUUACAGUGGGUAUAGGAUGAGCAGAGCCAGAGGCUUUGUGUUGUCAGCACCCUCUGUGGCUGCUGGGGACAGGUGGGGUGGAGGUUAUGUUUCCCUUUGCUGUCACUGGCCCAGCUGCACAGGCAUUCCACCUGUGCCUUCCUGGGAUGCCCUGAGCAGGUGGGGAGUGUGCCUGGGCUUCCACACCCUCAUCAUUGUGUCCCUUCCUAGCUUUACCAGAGCCCAGGGUGUCUUCCCCACAGGGUGGGUUCUUUGUCCCCAGUGCUCCCCUGAUGUCCCGGGGAGGCCAGAGAAAUGGGUCUGGGUCUCCAACCUGAGCAGGGGCUGUGCUGGAGCAGCUACGGGCAGGAGAGAGGGGUCCUGACUGCUCAGGGCUACUGAGAACCAUUAAUCCCUGAGGCAGGCUGGGAGCUGCACAGCUCCUCUCUCUGUGCCAGCGGGAUUGGCCCUUGGCCACCUUCCCCGGGGCUCAGGGACAUGGCAGCACACGCCUGGAGUGUGACCUCUGUAGCCACAGGAGGACGGAGCCACCGCUCACCCAGUGAGUCAGGGGAGGCCACGUGAGGCCCCAGCCCCGACGCCUUCCCACCCAGGCUGGCCCUGGGAUCCCUGACCCAGGAUCCUGAACUGCCACACAGCCGUGAAGGAAGAAACUCGGCUUUCGCCACAGACCUCCAGGACAUCUUCCUGUGGAUCCAACUGCUAGAACCAGCCUAAGACUUGCAGGCACAGCAAUGGAGAAUUUGGAUGUCCCGAUCCCAGAUCUUACUGAAGAACAGCAAGAUAUUCUUCAGAGAGUUUUUGCUGCUGACGCCAAGUACUUGGAGAAUCAUGAGGAAAUGAACCAGUCCUUCUGGGAAUCACUUGUGAAACGCUUGGCCACUACUGACCCACCUAUCCUGAAUACUGAAGAAAAGAACAAUCUCCUUAACAGCUGUGUUGUCCUCCCUGGAGGCUGUGCUGCCUGCCUGAAAGCCAUAGAGAAGAAAGGAGUCAGGGCAAUAGCUCUUCUUUACCUUUUGCUGAAGACUUCCAACCCAUCUGGGUACAGGCAGCUGCCCAGCUCCAAGGGAAAGGAUGAAAAAUUGAAACUCCUGAAGAGUUUGGAAAGGAAUUUUGUCUAUUCAGAAGAGGACAAAAAGUCUGAAAACUUAUCCCAGGAGUCCAUAGAUGAAGAUACACAAGACAGUGAUGAGGAAGAUUUAGGAAGACAGAAGACUGAAGGUCAGUUACUUGGAGGAAUACCAGCCGAGGUGGUUCCCUACAGAGAUUCAGAGAUUGCCAGAAGAGAAGAUUCAGAUGCAGAUAUAUAUGAGGAGAGCACUCACCCCCCUCAGUGUACAGUACGGUGGAUGGGCAUACGGAAGGAUGAUGAAUUCUUUCAUUUUGUCAUUCUUUGCUUUGCCAUUGGAGCUUUACUAAUUUGCUACUACUAUUACAAAGAUUGGACUAUUUCUCUUGGGAUUGGUUUAAUCACCUUUGCUUCCCUGGAAACCACUGGCAUAUACUUUGGUCUAGUAUACCGAAUUCGGAGCGUCCUUGACAGCUUUGUUCCUCUGAUUGACAGAUUCAGGCUAAGAGGCAUGAGGAAAACUGCCUAGGAGGAGUAUGUCAGGAGAGUUCCCCAAACCUGGCUGUCCAAGUUUCCAAUACUAAAGGAACUGCUUUCUGAGGUGAACCUAACAACCAAAUGGCCAAUGUGAAAUACUGAAAUGUGAAACUUCUGAAAAACGUCACUCCUUUACCUCCAAAAUAAACCUGAAACUGGGGUACGGGGCCCCAUUGUGGAUUCCAAAGUGGUCUGGGGCUCAGAAGAGCUUGGAAGACAAUGGAGAUGUAGCUUUGUAUUCAAUUCCAUUGAAAUAUAAACACAGUCACCUUCCCUCCCACAGGCAGCCUUGCGGUGGUGCAUCUCUCAUUUAACAAACCACGCCAGUGUGCCUGUGGUGUACCAGAACCAACAGACCGAUGUCCUGUGCUGGUGCUGGCUUAGCCUCUGGCUGUUUCUGUAGGAUUCUGGCCUCCUCCUGCCCCCAGUGCUGCCCAGAACAGGCAGAGGCUGGCCCUGCUCUCCCAGCUGAGCCCCGGCGGUGCGAGCACUGGGGCUGAUGAAUUGAUCCCGGCAGAACUCAGAGCAGUGGGCAGGCAGUGGUUUCACCCGAGGAGAGCUGGGGAGAUGUUACAGGCACUGACAGAAUGCUGCAGUAAUGAGAUUAUUAACAAGAGCAGAUUUCAUCUUUUCCCAGGGGAAAAACAAAGUGCUUGAUUUGACUCAUCCCCCAACCUUUUUCUUUCUUUGAGUAAAAUAAACACAAAACUUUGA
Molecule: messenger RNA, 7871 nt
Organism: Taeniopygia guttata (zebra finch)
Lineage: Eukaryota; Metazoa; Chordata; Aves; Passeriformes; Estrildidae
Source: RefSeq, a predicted model, not a curated record